AUGGGUGCAUUCCUCUCAUCCGAAGCCCCUUCACCCCGUCCAGCCAAAAGCUACAUACUUUCCUUUCCAGAAGAAGAUUUCCCCGAAGAAGCAAGCAAAGCCCCCGAGGACGUACAAGAUUGGUACUCUCAUUUCUUCGAAACCUUAUUCUGCCUCCCCCACAAGGACGGCAAGGCCAUGCUUAUUCUAGAGGCGCCAGACGACUUUGUGCCGGACUCACGAGCAAGGCCCGGUUGGGCGCGCAAACGCUUAAGAGGAGCGUAUGAGCUUCUUGGAAAGGGACACCCCAGAAUCGUCCGCUAUCUCGGGCCGCUGGAAAGCGACAUUGGCGUCAUUGUCGAGAGACUCGAGCCUGGGCCCAUUGAGUGGAACGCGCUUCCAGCACUGACUGUACCUCUUCCACAAAACCCGUCACAAAACGAUCGAUUGCUACUGAGUCUGUACUAUCGAUGGGCUUUGCAGCUCGUGUGGCUCCGGUCUGAUUUCUCGCUCGCAAUCACGGGUUUCCUUGCUGCCUUGGCGCCGCAGAUUGAGGAGGAGAACAGACGAGAUCGCAUUGCUAGUGCGAGGGAACGCCUGCAGGAUCCUGCUUACCUGAACCCGAUCGAGCUGGAAGAGUUUGAUUGUAGGGUCAGUGAAGAAGGGUACUACUGGGCUAUUUUUGUCAAAUACCUCGUCAACAACGUCCUCGCAGAUGCAUCCGCGUCGCAAGAUGAGAUGCCUGAUGAAAUUGAAGAUGCACGCCUGGGCAACAUUAUCGCCAACGCUGAAAAAGGCCACUACAAGGAUGCCGCUAAGGUUAUGGAAGACGUCAAAGGUGCAGCUUUGAAGAUGGGAAUCAAGAUUGGGGAUAGUGAUGAGGUCGAUAUUGGCGCCAAGUGGGAAGAUGUCUUUGAGGUUUGUGAGAGGCAGCUGCGUUUCCGCGAGGAGGAAUAA
Messenger RNA from Bipolaris sorokiniana ND90Pr, 936 nucleotides. RefSeq lists its product as uncharacterized. The coding region runs from base 1 to 936 and encodes 311 amino acids. The record is from RefSeq and is a predicted model, not a curated record. The transcript has 4 exons. Lineage: Eukaryota; Fungi; Ascomycota; Dothideomycetes; Pleosporales; Pleosporaceae.